This is a messenger RNA of Effrenium voratum, 1263 nucleotides long. The record is from the annotation of a GenBank genome assembly. Lineage: Eukaryota; Dinophyceae; Suessiales; Symbiodiniaceae.
AUGGCAAGGGAGAUUUCGGUGCGACAGCUGUCUGGUACAAAUGAGGCAUUCGAAUUCCUGCCCGACAUGACUCUCCGCGAGUUUAAGAAGCAGCUGCACGGGUGGCUGCCCUGCGCAGAUGAAUCAAAGCGCAGCAUGAGCUGUGUGGAGGUGGUUGUUGGGGACACGCCCUUGUUAAACAACGAGGAGAUGCUGUCGGAAGUCAUUCCAGGUGCAGAAGUUCUGGCUUUCCUCAGCAUCAAGCCGGUGACGUGCUCAAGCUUUGUAACGGCUGGCUGCGACCCUGACGAUAUUCGUGUGGUGGAAAUUCCAGGGGGCAAGGCUGGAGUUGGACUAUGUGCCUUCCAAGGUUGCAGCUCAUUGGCAAGCGUGACCAUUCCAAACUCUGUGACAGUGAUAGCAUAUUGUGCCUUCCAAGGUUGCAGCUCGUUGGCAAGUGUGGCCAUCCCCAACUCCGUUACUCACAUAGGAGCUGUUGCCUUCCAAGGUUGCAGCUCAUUGGCAAGCCUGACCAUCCCCAAUUCUGUCACUGAGAUUGGAGAAUCUGCUUUUGGAGGUUGCAGCUCAUUGGCAAGAGUUGCCAUCCCCAACUCUGUCAUUAAGCUUACAGAUAAUUCCUUCCAAGGUUGCAGCUCGUUGGCAAGCGUUACCAUCUCCCACUCCAUAAAUGUGAUAGCAAAUCGUACUUUCCAAGGUUGUAGCUCACUGGCAAGCGUUGCCAUUCCCAACUCUGUCACUGAGAUUAGAGAAUCUGCCUUUGAAGGUUGCAGCUCAUUGGCAGUGGUGGAUAUCCCCAAUUCUGUGACGGAGAUUGGAGAACGUGCUUUUAAAGACUGCAGCUCAUUGGCAAGGAUUGCCAUCCCCAACUCUGCUACUGCAAUUGGAGAAGGUGCUUUUGAAGACUGCAGCUUAUUGGCAAGCGUGGACAUCCCCAAUUCUGUCAGUGAGAUUGCAGAGAGCUCCUUCCAAGGUUGCAGCUCAUUGGCAAGCGUUACCAUCCCCGACUCGAUAUUUGUGAUAGGAUAUUGUGCCUUCCAGGGUUGCAGCUCGUUGGUAAGCAUUGCCAUCCCCAAUUCUGUUACUGAGAUUGGAGAAUGUGCCUUUAAAGACUGCAUCUCAUUGUCAAUCGUGACCAUCCCCGACUCUGUUGCCAUGAUCGGAAAUGAUGCCUUUGCCGGCUGUAGCUACGUUUUGCCAGAGACAACACGACACAAACUGGACUGCGAUGGGAGUCUUUGGUGGGACCUCGGCCACGCCUGUUGA